AUGUCUGGAAGCAAUGGAGAAAAAGAUGGUCAAGUCACACUACAUUAUCCAAUGUUGUCAAGAUCCAACUAUGCUGCAUGGGCCAUCAAAAUGAGGGUGUUUAUGCAGGCCCAAGGUGUUUGGGAAGCUGUUGAACCUAGAACAGCCAAUACAGUGGUGGAAGUGAAGAAAGAUAAAUUGGCAUUGGCAGCCAUUUAUCAAGGAAUACCCGAGGAUCUAUUGUUGUCACUGGCUGAGAAGAAAACAGCCAAAGAAGCAUGGGACGCUUUGAAGACCAUGUUUAUGGGAGCAGACAGGGUGAGGACUGCAAGAAUUCAAACAUUGAAGUAUGAGUUUGAAUCAUUGAACAUGAAGGAAACAGAAGGAGUAGAUGAGUUCGCUGUGAAAGUGAUAAACAUAGUAAGUACCAUGCGUACUUUGGGAGAUACUGUAGAUGAAUCCUAUGUGGUGAAGAAGCUACUUAGGGCAGUACCAGCCAAAUUCCUUCAGAUAGCCUCAACCCUUGAACAGUUUGCUGACCUGGAUGAAAUGACAGUAGAAGAAGUGAUCGGUAGGCUUAAAGCUCAUGAAGAGAGAAUGAAGGGACAUGGUGAUACAGAGGAGAGAAAGUUACUAUUGACCCACCAAGAGUGGACUGAAAGAAACAAGAAGAAGGGUGAAGGUAGUUCUAAGUCAGCCCCAAAAGGCAAUCGUGGUUCACGAGGAAGAGGAAGAGGCCGGGGAAGAGGUGGUCCAAGUAGUGGUCGAGGUGGCCGUGGCAGAGGCGGCUCUCACCAGCAGAAAGAAAGGAGUCAAAAUGGAGGACACAAUCAAGACAAAAGUGACAUACAAUGUUACAAUUGUCAAGAGUUCGGGCACUAUGCAGCUGAGUGCAAGAACCCAAGAAAAGAGAGAAAUUAUGAAAGCAAUCUGAUCCAGGAAGAUAAUGAACCAGCUUUGUUGCUGUCAUCCCUUGAAGCUAAAGAAGAAGCAGGGGAAGUAUUCUUGAAUGAAGAGAAUGUUAACCCAAAGCUGAGAUCAAAUGGAGAUAGUGCAUCUGAUUCAAAUAUGUGGUAUCUGGACACAGGGGCCAGCAACCACAUGACUGGAAAUAGAAGCAAGUUUCAGGAACUAGACACCACAGUCCAGGGCACUGUAAGGUUUGGUAACAAUUCAAAAGUGAGAAUUGAAGGAAAAGGAAGAAUUGCCUUUCAGUGUAAAAAUGGGGAGCAAAGAAAAUUAGAAGAAGUGUAUUAUAUACCUGAUCUGUGUAGCAAUAUCAUAAGUCUUGGCCAACUUGAUGAAGGAGGAGACGAGAUCAGAAUCAAGCAAAAUAUUCUAAGAAUUUAUGACUCCAAGAUGAGGCUUCUUAUGAAGGUGCAAAGGUCAUCAAACCGCCUGUACAAGAUAGAACUCAGAGAAGUCAGCUCAAGAUGCCUAGUUGGUGAAAGCAAAGACCCAACCUGGCUUUGGCAUACCAGGCUAGGUCACGUAAACUUCACUGCUUUGAAAUCCAUGUCAGAAAAAGGAAUAAUUGAAGGAGUGCCAAAGAUGGCCAUACCAUCCAAACCGUGUGAAGGCUGUCUUGUUGGAAAACAAUCAAGAAGCUCGUUCCCAGCAAGCACAAAUUACAGAGCUAAGAAAAAAUUGGAACUAGUCCAUGGCGACCUUUGUGGACCAGUCUCACCACCAACACCUGCAGGCAACAUAUAUUUUAUGCUGUUAGUUGAUGACUACAGCAGGGUGAUGUGGGUAUUUUUUAUAAAAACAAAAGACGAAGCUUUUCGUACCUUCACGGACUUCAGAAGCAAAGUGGAGAAUGAAACCGGUGAAAAGUUAAAAAUGUUAAGAACAGAUCGUGGAGGGGAGUUCCUGUCUAAGAAAUUUGAAGAGUAUUGUAGUGAAACUGGAUUGGAACGCCAAUACACCGCACCCUACUCCCCACAGCAAAAUGGGGUAGUAGAGAGGCGAAACCGGACAGUACUAGAGAUGGCCAGGAGUUGUUUGAAAGCGAUGAUGGUACCCGACGCACUGUGGGGUGAGGCGGUGAGUCAUGCGGUGUAUGUAUUAAAUCGUCUAAGCACCAAGGCCCUAGAUGGGACCACACCGUAUGAAAUAUGGACCGGAAGAAAACCACACGUAGGUCAUCUGAGAGUCUUUGGCUGUGUUGCUCAUAUGAAAAUAGCGAAGAAUCAUCUCAAGAAAUUGGAAGAUCGAAGUAAGAAAGUAGUAUAUCUUGGCACUGAGAAAGGCUCAAAGGCUCACAGGUUACUAGACCCCAAUACCGGUGCGAUAUAUGUGAGCAGGGAUGUUAUCUUCGAGGAAAAUCGGAGAUGGGAAUGGGAGAAAUCACUGAAGAUCAAAUCAACACCAGGUAUAUCGUUCACCAUCGAAGGCUUCGAUUUCAGUGAGGAGCAUUACAGUGACGAAGGCGAUUGGGUGUCGGAUACAUCCGAGUACGUAAGUAGGUCGGAUACAGUUGAGGGUGAAAUCGAGGAACCCAAUAAUAAUGACAUCUGGGCCGACUCCACUCAGCCCAUAAAUCCAACACCAAAUUUAAGCCCAAUCCCUACACCUAUCAACACACCGCCGGGUACACCCAUUCCUCCAUCUACACAAAAUUCUUCAACCCACGUAGCGACUCCAAGUACCGGUUCAAGUUCCACGGGUGGCGGUGCCCCAAAACGAUACCGAUUACUGUCCGAUUUAUACGAAAACACCAAUGAAAUCGAACUCCCACCAGAGGAACUCAUGUUGGUAAGCAACGAAGAAGAACCUGCGAGUUAUGACGAAGCAAGACGAAAGAAGGAGUGGGUACAGGCUAUGAAUGAUGAAAUGGCCUCAAUUGAAAAGAAUGAUACCUGGAACCUGGUCGAUUUACCAAAAGGAAGAAGAGCAAUUGGCCUGAAGUGGGUAUUCAAGGUAAAGCGAGAUCCACAAGGUAAUAUCCUGAAGCACAAAGCCAGAAUUGUAGCUAAAGGAUACAUACAAAAACAGGGUAUCGACUAUGAAGAGGUGUUCGCUCCGGUGGCGAGAAUUGAAACAGUCCGAGUCAUCUUGGCUCUCGCAGGCUCAAAUGGGUGGCGUGUACAUCAUCUGGACGUGAAGUCGGCAUUCUUGAAUGGGCACCUAACUGAAGAAGUCUAUGUCUCGCAACCUGAAGGCUUCGUGAAGAAAAAUGAACCUGGGAAGGUGUAUAAGCUCUCUAAAGCCCUAUAUGGCUUGAAACAAGCUCCCAGAGCUUGGAAUUCGUGCUUAGACAAGUAUCUAAAGAGCUUGGGUUUCAGAAGGUGUGCUCAAGAAUAUUCAGUAUAUACAAGAACAAAGAAUGGAAGCAGUCUGAUUAUUGGAAUAUAUGUAGAUGAUUUACUUGUUACAGGUAGCAAUCCAGAAAACAUAAAAGAGUUCAAGAAGGAGAUGAAGGCCAGAUUCGAAAUGAGUGAUCUUGGUCUACUGUCAUACUACCUGGGAAUUGAAGUAAACCAACAAGACAAAGGAAUCACGUUAAAACAGGAAGGUUAUGCCAAGAACAUUCUGAUCAAAACUCGCAUGAUAGACUGCAAUCCUACCAAAACUCCAAUGGAGCAUAAACUCUCUUUGACCAAGGAUGGAAAUGAGGAGCUGGUAAAUCCAACCGAGUACAGAAGCAUUGUUGGCUGCCUAAGGUAUCUCACUCACACUAGACCUGAUAUAACCUUUGCUGUUGGCGUAGUUAGUCGAUUUAUGGAGAAGCCCACCAUAAAACACCUCCAAGCUGUAAAAGGAAUCCUUAGAUAUGUAAAAGGAACCUUAAGUCAUGGUUUAGUCUAUUCUAAAGAAGAAGAAAAGGUCAAUAUUUCAGGCUAUACUGAUAGUGAUCUGGCCAAAGAUAUAAAUGACAGAAGAAGCACAGGGGGAAUGGCGUUUUAUGUAAAUGGAAACUUGGUCACAUGGGCAUCUCAAAAGCAAAGGGUAGUAGCACUUUCAUCUUGUGAAGCUGAGUUUAUUGCUGCCACUAUGGCAGCAUGUCAGGGCAUAUGGUUAAGAAGACUUCUCACUGAAAUCACAGGUCAAAAGGUACCACCUGUGACAUUGUUUGUGGACAAUCAAUCAGCUCUUGAUCUAAUGAAAAACCCAGUAUUUCAUGGUCGAAGCAAACAUAUCGACAUCAGGUAUCAUUUCAUCAGGGAGUGUGUUGAAAAUGGAGAAAUCACAGUAAAACAUGUGAGUGGGAAAAGCCAGAAAGCAGACAUUCUUACAAAGUCUUUAGCAAGGGUGAAGCAUGAAGAAAUGAGAGACUUAGUUGGUGUGAUGAAGAUUCAGAAUUAAAGGGGAAAUGUUGAGACUAAUUCAGAAUUUUUAUCCAUGCACGUUUUUAUUUAGCUUAGAAUAAGUCACAGAGACCAGUAAGUGGUCCCUAGUCUUUAGCAAGAAGUCAAGGUUGUUUCCUACUUUCCAGCAAAUUUUUAGUUUAAAAGGCAUAGGCAAGUGUACGAUUGUUUGUAUCUCUCUUUUAAGUUCCUUUUCUUAUUCAGUGAAUAAAGAAACACAUUGCCUACUAUUAUCUGCUGUAUCUUUUCUUUGCUCUCUGUAUUCAUCAGCCCACUUUGCAGCUUUCUUUAAAGCUGUUUUCCCACUUUACCCUUCCUGUGAUUCACUGAAACCGUCCCCUACACAUCUCACCAUUCUGUCCUCUGUGUAUUGUCUUGUUAAAAGAUCAUUUUGUCCCUGCAAAAAUACCAACAGCUGGUUCCUGAUAUUGUUUUGGAACUCGAGGAUGGGAAGAAAU
This is a messenger RNA of Lactuca sativa (garden lettuce), 4747 nucleotides long. The record is from RefSeq and is a predicted model, not a curated record. Lineage: Eukaryota; Viridiplantae; Streptophyta; Magnoliopsida; Asterales; Asteraceae.